Messenger RNA from Spirodela intermedia, 111 nucleotides. Lineage: Eukaryota; Viridiplantae; Streptophyta; Magnoliopsida; Alismatales; Araceae. The record is from the annotation of a GenBank genome assembly.
AUGACAUACCGAAGGUAUGGUAUGUCAGGCACCAGCCCAAUAAGUAUGGGUGCCAACCCAAAAAUGAGAGGCCCAGGAUCGCUCCCAGUCUGGUAUAAAUACCAGAAUUAA